AUGCGGGGAAACUGGUUCUACCCCCCUCCUGGCACUCACCUUUAUUUCUUCUUCUUUCUUCUUCUUUUCACUUCCUCCGCACUCUUACUCUUCCUAAAAGAAUUUCGUGGCCACAAUAAGUCAACCAUCAUGCCUCAUCGAAUUCCUAGAUUGCCUCGAGCCAAGCCCUCGGAGGUUCUAUGCAUUGGUGCAGCUGGUGUCGGCGUUCUGACCCCACUAUACCUGAUUAUGCCUGGUGCCGAAGAGAGACUGGCACGUCAGACUGCAAUCUGGGCACCCAGAUGGGAACGCAAUAUUACAUAUUUCACUCCUCCUGUCGAACGCGUUGUGCAACGUAUCGAGCCACCAAUUUCCAGGGCCAUUCAGAGGGUUGAUGACCGUCUCCCACUAGAGAAAGUGGCAAAGAAAGUUGACUCAAGCAUCAGGAACGGUAUUGCCAAGUUUGGAGGGCCUAAGCCAUAA
This is a messenger RNA of Ustilaginoidea virens, 462 nucleotides long. RefSeq lists its product as uncharacterized. The record is from RefSeq and is a predicted model, not a curated record. NCBI's taxonomy places the organism in Eukaryota, Fungi, Ascomycota, Sordariomycetes, Hypocreales, Clavicipitaceae. The transcript is spliced from 4 exons. The coding region runs from base 1 to 462 and encodes 153 amino acids.